Molecule: messenger RNA, 1731 nt
Organism: Cannabis sativa
Lineage: Eukaryota; Viridiplantae; Streptophyta; Magnoliopsida; Rosales; Cannabaceae
Product: protein EARLY FLOWERING 5
Exons: 1
Coding region: 1-1731 (576 amino acids)
Source: RefSeq, a predicted model, not a curated record
AUGCCUCACCGCCGUGAUCGUUCUUAUUCCUCUCCGGUUCUCUCCCCUCCGGUUCUCAUCAUUCUCUUACCCAUUUUAACAUUUGUGUUUCUCUUCUUUGCUAUUCCUCCCGUUGUUUCUUUUACUUCUCACAUAUUUCAUCCAUUCACUAUAAAGAAGAGUUGGGAUUCUUUAAACAUAUUCCUUGUUCUGUUUGCGAUUCUUUGCGGAAUCUUCGCUAAGAGAAACGACGACGAUUCAACUGGUGCUACUGCUACUACUACCGAAAACGGUGUCGUUUUCACUCCGAAUGUUUCGGACCACGUUGGGAAUGCGAGGAUUGGUCCUCCAAUUAGUGUCUCGGAAUCCGUUUCCCAAGAAUGGUUUGGAUUUUCUGAUCAAAAUGCAAGCAAAAAUAGUAUUAAUAAUACGUAUGGCGAUCAAAUUAAUCGGACGCCGCCUGGUUCUGCAACACUUCGGUUGAGGAGGAGUAGUAGCUCGUAUCCAGAUCUAAGACAAGAAUCUGUUUGGGAUGAUAAUAGAGACGAUCAGAAAUUUCAGUUCCGAUUCUUUGAUGAUUUGGAGAUCAAGAAGUACCGCCAAACGAUGUCGUUUGAUCAUCGACAUCGAUCAAGGCAACGAAGCAAAGUUGAAGAAGAUGAAAUUAAAGAAGUUCCAGUUGAUACUUUUGUUGUUCGUCCUUCUACGCCCCCUAAGUCGCCGGCUCCUCCUCCUCCGCCGCCUCCGCCUACAGCACAGAACAAUCAUUUGAAAUCGAGAAGAACGUUUCGAUCAGUUGAGCUGAGAGAGAAGAUGGAGAAGCGAGACGAAAAUGGUGACGGUGAUACAGAAUUCACUAAAGCUCGAUCUCCACCACCUAUGCCGCCGCCUCCUCCUCCCAGACCUCCGCCGUCACCGGCGAGAAUUCGGCUAGAUCAGAAGAAACUAGAAAGAAAAAAGAGCAAUGUGAAAAAAGAAAUAACCAUGGCUAUAGCUUCGCUGUAUAAUAAGAGAAAGAGGAAGAAGAAGCAGAGAAUCGCGAACGAUAAUUACGAUUUUUCCAUUCAGUCUUCUCCAAGUGAACAUCUACAGUCUCAUUACACAAAAGUACCGCCGCCUUCACCACCUCCGCCACCACCUCCACCUCCACCGCCGUACUCCGUUUUCCAUAAUCUGUUCCGGAAGGGAACCAAAAGCAAGAGAAUUCACUCAGUCCCUCCGCCUCCGCCUCCACCGCCGAGACCAAUUAUUCCGUCGGUAACGUCAUCAUCGCGUUCCUCUAGAACGAUAAAUCAAUCAGUAUCUCCGCCCGCUCCUCCACCACCUCCUCAGUCCGAACAUUUACGCAGGAGAACCACCGGCCGACCUCCACUGCCAGCGAAGUCGAGCGCUUACUACGAAGAUAAUAUGAAUAGCGGCUGCCAGAGCCCGCUGAUUCCGAUGCCUCCACCACCUCCUCCGCCGUUCAAAAUGCCGGAGUUCAAGUACCUGGUUAGUGGAGACUACGUUAAAAUUAGAAGCGCUCAAAGCUCUCGUUGCGGCUCCCCUGAGCCAAUGGACGACGCUGAUUCAUCGUCAAUUACCAAAGAAGAAUCAGAGUCGGUCAACGUGAUCAACGGUGGAGAUGGUCUUGGGUCAGUGUUCUGUCCCAGCCCUGACGUUGACAUCAAGGCCGACACUUUCAUUGAAAGAUUGUACGAUGGGUGGAGGCUUGAGAAGAUAAACUCGAUCAAGGGAAAACGGAAGCUGUGA